GUUGGUCAUUAAUACAAUAUACAAUUUGACAUCAAAAUCUUUUUUGAUUCGGAAUGGAUUAUUUUUGUAAUCUGUGUACCUGUCAGUUGCACGUGUUGUCGUGUUGUUUUAUAAUCUGUCUGUUCCCAAAAACUGUCAAUUGUCAAAUACCUGCUGUCAAAAGUUUCAAAACCACAUGGGGAUGUUACGCGUGUUUUUAAAUAAAGCCAUCGUAAAUAAAGUGAUAAUCUUACAGCUUUAAAUGUGACACUAUAUUACGAACAUGGCACACAUUUCAUACCCUUUUAAGAAAACAAGUAAGGCUGUUUAUCAAAAGCCGGCUUCUAUUGUUACUGAGGAUAAUAUUUAUUGGAAGAAGUUAGGAUCACCGGUGUUGGUGAAAGAGUUUGGUGCGAUUGAUUAUUUGGACUUCAGCCCUGUAGAACCCUAUUACUUCGCUGCAACAUGUUCAGUCAGAGUACAGGUCUAUGAUCCAAUUACAAAAGUAGUUGCAAAGAACAUCUCAAAAUUCGUGGAAGCUGCAUAUGGUGCUACAUUUAGAGGUGAUGGAAGACUCUUAGUGGCUGGAAGUGAAGAGGCAGCAGUGAAACUGUUUGAUGUCCAGUCAAAGAAUGUGCUUAGAGUGUUUACUGGUCAUACAGGUCCUGUGCACAGAACAUUAUUCACAAAGGAUCAUGUGAAAGUCCUGAGUUACUCAGAUGACAAAUCAGUUUGUCUAUGGGACAUAGCCACAGAAGAGAAAAUUGCUACUUUUGCUGAACACACAGACUAUGUCAGAGCUGGAGCUGCUAGUCCUAUCUCACCAGAUAUUAUUUUAUCGGGAAGUUAUGACCAUUCAGUUAAACUAUAUGACUGUAGAUCAAAUGAAACAGUACUUUCUGUGAACCAUGGCAGUCCUGUUGAGUGUACAUUAUUCCUACCCUCAGGAGGUAUAUUCAUCAGUGCUGGUGGCACAGAAAUCAAAGUCUGGGACAUCUUUAAUGGAGGAAAACAGCUGGCUAAUAUUUCUCAACACCAUAAAACUGUCACUACAUUACGACUGGCAAGUAACAACAGCAGACUGCUAUCAGCCUCCUUGGACAGGCAUGUUAAGAUUUAUGACAUAUCAAGUUUCAAAGUUGUUCACAACAUUGACUUCCCUAAUGCUGUAUUAAGCAUGGCUAUAUCUAAAGAAGAUGAUACUCUAGCAGUGGGCACGAUUGAUGGAAUCAUAUCCAUUAGAAAAAGAGAAAAGCCAGCGAAGCAAUCUUAUGAGAAAAGAGGUUUACUCAAAUUUGUUCCAGACCAUGUCCAAACUUCACUGUUUGAGGAGGAUAAGCAAGAUUUAAGUAAGAAAAUUAGUUUUAAAACACCAAAAGGUGCUGAAUAUGAUAAAUUCCUUAGAAAAAUGGAGUUCACGAAAGCUCUGUCAGCUGGUCUAAAAACAUAUGUGGCAACUAAAUUCCCAGAGAAGACAGCUGCUUUGAUACAAGAGAUGUUGAGAAGAAAAGUCUUACAUAUAGCUAUGGAUGGACUAAAUGAAAAAGAUAUAGGAACAUUAUUAAAAUAUUUUAAGAAAAAUCUAGGAGAAACAAGAUUUACCAGAGUAAUAAUAGAUGCAUCCAAUGUGUUUGUUGAUGUAUUUGAAGAUCAAAUUAAAACCUUUUCUGAAUUGAAUCUGUGGUUAUACACUUCUCUGAUGAAAGAGAUAGAAGAAGAAAUAGAAGUUUGUAAAAAAGCAAGUGAGUUAGAAGGAGCUAUCAACCUUUUAAUGGCCGGAGCACAAAUUAGUAAUGCCAGUGAUACAGUGGAUUUGAGUGAUAGUUUAGCGCCAUCAACUAAAGCAUUGAAAGAAAUUGUUAUUGAUGUUUAGUUUUAUUAAAUAAACCGAAAUGUUACAUAAAAAUGUUGAGUUUAAUUAACUAUAAAUAAUUUAGUCUUUUUAGAUCUUAAUGCCUUGAGUAUAAUAAGUAUGAGUUAUUAUUCCACUUACUAUAUUUCAAUAAGAGUUACAAAAUCUGAAGCCUCACCAAGAUCUAAUCAAAUCAGAUUUCUUGCAUUAAAAUAAGUCAGCAAUCUGAUCUCUCCAAAUUGCUAACGUUAUAAUAACUGCAAGCUACACUGAAAAUAUUCUAACAGUGCCUCGUUGAGUAAGUUAGUUCCAACCAAAUGUAAAACGUCGAGUUGUCAUACCAACGCGACCCUAAAUUAAACGAAGUUUUAUUAUGUUAUCGGACUUGGCAAAGAACAAAUUUUUUACAAAUGUACCUCGUGUGUUCAUAAGUUUUGAGACAAAUUAAUAGUUGCA
Molecule: messenger RNA, 2287 nt
Organism: Spodoptera litura
Lineage: Eukaryota; Metazoa; Arthropoda; Insecta; Lepidoptera; Noctuidae
Product: U3 small nucleolar RNA-associated protein 15 homolog
Biological process (GO): positive regulation of transcription by RNA polymerase I; rRNA processing
Cellular component (GO): nucleolus
Molecular function (GO): protein binding
Source: RefSeq, a predicted model, not a curated record